AUGGAGAGCUUCGAUGAUGUUUCUCUUAUUGGACCAGUGUCCCAUGAGCCAGCCUUCCACGAUGACCGACUCCCAAUUUCCAGCGCCGACCCUUCAGAUCCAAGUCUGGCGAAACCAGACACUGUAGAGGCGCCACCAACGUCAACUCAAACGACGAGUACAGGAAUCUCUUCGCGAAUAGAGAAAGCUGAUCGUAUUGGACUGGUUGACGACGGCUCUGUUGUGUCGGAGUUCGAGUUUCCCCCUUUGUCCUACAACCCACCACCCGGGGCUCGGAUUGAAGAGGAAGACGGCGAGGAUGAGGAGCCACGAGUAGCCACCUCUUUUGAGCGAGAGGCGUCGCCAGCUACUGCGCUAAAACAUCGACCCACAUUGGACAACCUAGAGGAUGAGGGUAUCAAUCGCAUGCACAAAUUCACUCUAUACGAAACUGCGACUCGAUUCUACAUGGUUGGAAUCAACCUUACGGAGACUCGUUUUCGCAUUUUGAAAAUUGACCGGACUUCAGAGUCUGGAGAGUUGAGUAUUACCGAAGAUGAUAUGGUGUACAACAAAAGAGAGAUGGUCCAGUUGUUGGACGCGAUCGAUGACGGCAAUAAAAGCUCUGGCGGGUUGAAUCAGAAAUGUAGUGCCUGGGCAUUGCUCGGUUUCAUUCGGUUCACAGGCGCAUAUUAUAUGCUACUUGUCACCAAGAGGAGCCAAGUUGCCAUGCUGGGUGGGCAUAAUGUCUAUCAGAUUGACGAAACAGAAUUGAUCCCAUUGACCACGUCUGAACCUUCACACCUGAAGGCAGAGAAACACCCAGAGGAGGCACGAUAUAUUGCGAUCCUGAACAAUCUCGACUUGUCGCGGUCUUUCUACUUCAGUUAUGCCUACGAUAUCACCCGCACACUCCAGCAUAACAUCUGCCGGGAUCGCAAGCGGCAUCAGGAUGGCCUCCCACAGCCCUUCUCCCAAGAUUACCAUUCCAUGUUCAUUUGGAACCACCAUCUUCUUUCCCCCGCUGCUGAGGCUCUCAAGAACCCCUACGAAUGGUGUCUUCCUAUCAUUCAUGGAUAUGUGGACCAGUCUAAGAUGAGUGUUUAUGGACGAUUGGUCUAUACCACAAUCAUCGCCCGUCGAUCCCGAUUCUUUGCUGGAGCACGCUUUCUUAAGCGCGGUACGAAUGACUUAGGAUACGUUGCCAACGAUGUGGAGACCGAACAGAUUGUAUGUGAACAGACAACAACCUCAUUCCAUUCCGCUGGUCCAAGACUCCAUGCAAACCCUCAUUACACCUCAUUUGUCCAGCACCGCGGGAGCAUCCCUCUUCAUUGGACCCAAGAAAACACAGGUGUAUCGCCCAAACCUGAUAUUGAACUUAAUCUUGUUGAUCCAUUUUACUCGGCUGCAGCGUUGCAUUUCGAUAACCUUUUCGAAAGAUACGGAGCUCCAAUCUACGUUCUUAAUCUGGUUAAGUCCCGAGAACGAACCCCGAGAGAGUCAAUACUCCUCAAAGAGUUUACAAACGCUGUGACUUACUUGAAUCAAUUUCUCCCUGAAGACAAAAAGCUCAUCUACGAGGCUUGGGACAUGAGUCGUGCUGCGAAAAGCAGGGAUCAAGAUGUCAUUGAAACUUUAGAAGGUAUCGCAGGCGACAUCAUUCCAAAAAUCGGUUUCUUUAAGAAUGGCGAUGACGCGGAGUCUGGCCUACAGCUUCAAAAUGGUGUUGCGAGGACCAACUGUAUCGAUUGCCUUGAUCGAACGAAUGCCGCGCAAUUUGUCAUUGGCAAGCGAGCACUUGGAUAUCAGCUCCAUGCCCUUGGCGUCAUAGAUGACACCACAGUGGAGUAUGACACCGAUGCCGUCAACCUGUUUACGAACAUGUGGCAUGACCAUGGUGACACUAUAGCUAUUCAGUAUGGCGGAUCACAUUUGGUGAACACCAUGGCUACCUAUCGCAAGAUUAAUCAGUGGAGCAGCCAUUCUCGUGACAUGGUUGAGAGCUUCAAGCGGUAUUACAACAACUCUUUCCUUGAUGCUCAGCGCCAAGAAGCCUACAAUCUGUUUCUUGGAAACUAUAUCUUUUCGCAGGGCACUCCAAUGCUUUGGGAUCUUCCUAACGACUACUAUCUCCACCACACCAACCCUAAGUCCCAUCUUGCAAGAAAGAAACCUAACUAUAUCGCGUGGUAUACGCCUGAAAAUUUGAAAGCCAAGGAAUUUCCGCCGAUGCCAUUUCUUCCCAACGCACCGAUUUCACAUUUCGAUGACUUCUGGUUGGAGUACUACCGGCCCCUUGCUCUUUCCUCUCUCUCCAAGGUCUUCUCUCUGAAAAUGAACUCCACAACUCGGUACUUGCCUCCGAUCCGCCCAGGACAUCCAGUGCCCGAUCUGAGUCCCUUCGUACCCCGAAUCCCUCCAGAGCAAAUCCAACGCGAGCGCCACCCACAACAGCGCAGCGUCAAAAUCCAAGAACCACCCACCAGUCGCAGUCGCGCCUCAUCAGGCGCCCUGAAAACCCCUGAGUCCACACACACCUGGGCCCACCAGCCACCCUCAUCAUCAAAACACCCCCCGCCCACAGGCAUCAUCAAAGAACCCACUUUCGAGAUCCAUCAGGCAUCUCGCAUCCCGCCCAUCAACCCCCCAAAUCCCCAUUCCACCCCCAGCAAAGCCGAGAUUGCCCAGUGGACCCUCGGCCAGCUAGUCAGCGACUCGCUCAGCCCCUCUGUCACCGCUGCCGAGGCGGAAGAGUAUGAACGGUACAUCAACCACCCGCUGAAGGUUCCGCUCGUUGUUACAUCUGAAGACGAAAUGACAGCUUCCUCAUUGCAAGACCAUGGCUACAAUACCGAUCUACUGGAGUACGCGAACAAGUGCAAUGUUGAGGACGUUGCACUGGAGACAAGGGCCGGGCACAAUAGAGAUGCUUAUACUGAGUUCCUGGAUAUUUCUGAGGAUGGCAUCACCGUCGUCGGCGAGGAUUUCGAGAAGAAGAGAUAUAAAAGAUACCGCCAGUGGCUGCGUGGGAAAAGCCUUUUCAAGCAGCGGGUUGAUGCAUGA
This is a messenger RNA of Penicillium paradoxum, 3045 nucleotides long. Its product is annotated as phosphatidylinositol-3,5-bisphosphate 5-phosphatase. Gene Ontology annotation, biological process: phosphatidylinositol dephosphorylation. The coding region runs from base 1 to 3045 and encodes 1014 amino acids. Gene Ontology annotation, cellular component: intracellular membrane-bounded organelle. Gene Ontology annotation, molecular function: phosphatidylinositol-3,5-bisphosphate 5-phosphatase activity. NCBI's taxonomy places the organism in Eukaryota, Fungi, Ascomycota, Eurotiomycetes, Eurotiales, Aspergillaceae. The transcript has a single exon. The record is from RefSeq and is a predicted model, not a curated record.